This is a messenger RNA of Cyclopterus lumpus (lumpfish), 1866 nucleotides long. Its product is annotated as protein PIMREG-like. NCBI's taxonomy places the organism in Eukaryota, Metazoa, Chordata, Actinopteri, Perciformes, Cyclopteridae. The record is from RefSeq and is a predicted model, not a curated record. The coding region runs from base 154 to 1032 and encodes 292 amino acids. The transcript is spliced from 5 exons.
AUACUGUGGGCUUUGCGUGAAGGGCGUGGAGAUGCGUGUUGGCGUGCGGUCUGAGGUCCACCGCCAAAUUCAAACAGUGGAAGAAAGAAACAGCCGCAGCAGCUGAAAGCAGACGAUUCUCACAACUAGUACUUUGAGGUAAGCUCAGUCGAUAUGGCAUCUUCAGUGAUGGAUGGAGUAGGUAAAGCCGUAGUAGGAUUGUGGCGGGCGCAUACGGUCCUGGAUGAGUCUGACAAUGCAGAGAGCUCCCCAGAAGCCCCCGACCGUUUCCGCAAGCUUCGCUCUUCUACUUCACUUAACUCUCUGCGGAUGACUUUGCGCAAGCGACUCCCACUACGUUCUGUCCAAACCAACUCCCUCCCAGAAAAUCAAACUAUGGAAACCCAGAAAGAGCCGCCAAAGCCCAACACAGUCCGCAAACUUACACGCAGUGCUCGGAACUCCGUUACUGAAGUAUAUCAGAGGCUGCAGAGGACAAGAGAGUUUUCACGUGAGGAGUGUUUGGUAGCGACCCCAGGUCAGGCAUGUGAUGGGGAAGAACCUGCUGCAUCAACUUCUCGCACCCCAAGACGCACAGCUGGCCAAACUGCAACACCCAGACGCACCCCCAGAUCAGCUACGACGCCUCGACGUACCCCUGGCUCCAGAGGAAGAAGGCUCCAGACUCCUGAGUCUGGUGUACGAGGGGUGAAAAAGGGAGGGGGCAGGAGGCAGCUGGUCCGCAUGGCUGCAUUACAAAGUCCCUUUGCCUCUCCCAACACACAGAACCAGAGGAAAAGGUUUGACAGCGAUUUGGAGUCGGUGUCCAGUGGAAUCAGGAGGCUCAAACAUCUGUCCAAGGCCUUUGACAACAUAAUUGGCAGAGACAACGGAACCAGUACAAUGGACCGUUCUGGAGGAGCAGUGAUGAGAAAGUUGGACCCUAGCGGUAAACUCAGUCGCUCAAACCUCACACGGCGAGCCACGAACCUCUCAAACACACUGGGAGGUUGGGCCCACACGGCUGUGAACACCAUUCACAAACCCAACUGAACUACAUGCAUGUCUGGAUGUAAAACACAGGACCUUUUUGUAGCCAUGUUUCACAUUUAUCUUUAUUGAGGUAUCAGUUACAUUUUACUUGUAGUAUUGUCAGUAUGAUACUGAGAGACUGUUACAUGGCAACUUGUCUUUCUUUUCUUUUGUAUCCAUGUUGUGUGUAAUUGCAUGUCUCAGGUUAGCUGGCUGUGGGUCAAAUAUCCUCAUUGUAGCUACCAAAGCGAUUUGUGUAUUGUAUAUGUACUUCUCUUAGCUGCUACAACCAAAUGUCUAAGUUACAUUUUCCAGAUACUAAUAUUAUAGUUUUGUAUUCUCACCUUUUUUCCAGUUUUUAUAAUUAACUUUAUAAGAAAAAAGAACAUUGUUUUUCAGAGCCAACGCUCAAUUUACUGACCAAUGUGAAAUGUAUUUUCCUGUACUUAUAUAUGUAUGCAAUAAUGUUACUAACAUUUGUUAGUCCUUUUUUUUAAUGUCAUUUGAUUAUGCCAAAAUGUAAACUUUUUAUAUAUAAUGGCCGUGGUAGUAUUUGAGUGAAAUGUUCCUUUUACUCAUUUUUCCCUGAGGCAGGGGUUGACACUUAACUGCCCGUGGAUGAUUCAUGCAUUAAUACUUUAUACAUAAAUCAUUUGAUAAUGUAAUGACUCGUUACCUGAUGUUAUAAAGCCAUAUCCAGCAGGCUAUUAGUGUUGUGACUUUCAAACAAACAGCCUUGAAUGAAGCAAAACACUAUUCCCCUCACGGCCAUUUCGAUGUAUUGGUACCACUUUUCUGUAGUAACCAGAUAAAGGGAGAUGUUGGGGUCACAAUAAAACCUGUAAGUUUCAACAA